Molecule: messenger RNA, 1221 nt
Organism: Notolabrus celidotus (New Zealand spotty)
Lineage: Eukaryota; Metazoa; Chordata; Actinopteri; Labriformes; Labridae
Gene: ier3
Product: immediate early response 3
Exons: 1
Coding region: 213-800 (195 amino acids)
Biological process (GO): negative regulation of apoptotic process
Source: RefSeq, a predicted model, not a curated record
GCAAAUUUCUCGGUUUUCCCAACUUGAGCAACAAGGUGCGUUGGCUCAGCUUCAGGGAGUGGCCUGCUGUGUUCUGGGCGUUUCUAAAACACACAACCUGAGCAGCAGGAUAUAAAAAGAGGAGCUCUGCGCUGAGAGAGGAACAUCUGACUUUCUGACAAACUCCGAGAGAGACCAAGAAAAAGAAAAGAAAGACACAGAACUCUAAGAACAUGUACUCACGGACCAACAGUGUGACCAUGACCCUGAAGAGGGAGAGCUUCGCACUCUCCAGGACUGCGAGCCGCAGCACGGAGCCCGAGGUCUUCACCUUCGAGCGGAUCACGCCUCAGGCCACCGCCGUGCGCUCCUACGUGCCCAUCCGGCCAAAGAAGCGCUGCACCCGGGUCAUGUACCCAGCUAAAGUCCGCAUGCACCUGCCACCCCCGGAGAAGAACCAGGCCAAGCGCUGGCUGGUCAUCCUGUGCCUGGUGGUGCUGUGGCAGAUCUACACCGAGGAGCCCUGCGCAGACACGCCGCUGACAGGCGCAGACAGCCCCGUCAGUGACUUCCAGGGCUUCCCCUUCCAGUGCGCAGAGGAGCAGAGGCGGAUCUCAGACCUGAGCGUGGGUUCAGAGCUCCUGUCAGCCACACAGACAGACUGUCAAGACGAGGCUUCACCCUGCGAGCACAUCAUCCCGAGCACCACCACCUGCCCCAAGCCCGUGGAGGAGACCGAGAGCAGCCUGUACGAGCAGAGCGCAGGGAAGAGCUACAUGGUGGCCCUGCUGGUCUACCACAGACUGGGCAGCGACAACUGAGCGUCCCAGACCUGCUUGAACUGUAAUCAGCCCGAGACCGGGCUUCCUAUAAUAAGGAACCAUGCUGGAGCUGAUCCGGAGUAGCUGCUGGAAGAACAGCAGUGUGCCCGGAGAGGGAGCUCCAUGCGCCGGAUCCCCCUGACAGAGCAGAGGAGGGGGGACCAGAGACAGAGAGAAAGAAAGACACGAAGAAGAAGAGAAAGAAAGAACUGUGAACACUUGCAAAAACUGAAACUUGAACUCAUGAAAACUUGAACUGCUCUGUGGUCUACAGACUCAAACUGCACUACCAGGCCUGCAGGCUCACUGUCUCUCCUGCAGACUUAAACUGACACUGAUGUUCAAAUGUCUUAUUUAGUUAUUUAUUCUAUUUGCUAUUUAUUUAAUAAUAAUAAUUUUAAUAAAAAAAUGUCUAAAUGAA